Molecule: messenger RNA, 558 nt
Organism: Phytomonas sp. EM1
Lineage: Eukaryota; Euglenozoa; Kinetoplastea; Trypanosomatida; Trypanosomatidae
Source: the annotation of a GenBank genome assembly
AUGGGGCUCGAGAAGCCUCAUGGGGAGUCUUCGCUGCCCCUUUCCACCCCGCCAUCCGCCCCUUCGCCGGGUCUUACGGAGCCGACGUUGGUGUUCGCGAACUCCGCACCCGCAGCUUCGCGCGCCUCGCUCAACCACCGAUCUUAUCCACAUCUUUUACGUCGUCGUCGUUCGCCCUUACCGCUCCCACCGACGCCGUAUUGGUUAGCCUCGCAUAACAACGCGAGUUUGGAGCUGCGCUUUACCCUCCCAACCGGGGUGUAUCCGAGCAUGUUGCUACGGGAAUUAACCAAAAUGGAUGUGAACACGCCGGAUGUCGUCGAUAUCGAUAAAGCACCGGAGGAUCGUCGGGUGAACUCGUGGAAUGAGUUAACGAGCGAGCAACAGGCCACCUAUCGUAAAUUCUUAGCCCGUCGCCGUCAGCAGCGCUUUAGAACGGAGCAACCGCGCGCGUUAAGUUUGGCGCUUUUGCAUCAACACAUCUUUCGAUGUGGCGGGGUUCGAAACAGUCUUCUUCCUACCCUCCGCAGCUACGACUCCGUUUCUUUACCAAAGUAA